This is a messenger RNA of Oncorhynchus gorbuscha (pink salmon), 5288 nucleotides long. RefSeq names its product tubulin tyrosine ligase-like family, member 5 (gene ttll5). Lineage: Eukaryota; Metazoa; Chordata; Actinopteri; Salmoniformes; Salmonidae. The transcript is spliced from 33 exons. Bases 211 to 4215 code for a protein of 1334 amino acids. The record is from RefSeq and is a predicted model, not a curated record. Gene Ontology annotation, cellular component: cilium. Gene Ontology annotation, biological process: microtubule cytoskeleton organization; protein polyglutamylation. Gene Ontology annotation, molecular function: tubulin binding; tubulin-glutamic acid ligase activity.
AGUAAGUUGUUGUAGUUACAAAUAGGCUAGCUACAGGAAGACUUUUUAUGAUGGCUAGCUAGCUAACUGUGGUUCUUCGAAUACAUAAGUUUAUCCUAUGCUGAAGAGUUGGUAGACGGUGAGAGCUGGAAAUGCCCACCUUCAUAACCCCAGAUACCUGACUCAAAGCAGAUUUCGUCAGGAGGUACUUCCCCCUUCACUGUGGUGAAAAUGCCAACUGUGAUCCGGGAUAAAGAGGAUUCAGAGUCCUCAGAGGACGAGCAAGAGGACCAUCCUUGCAUUGCCUGGAGUGGCCUCAGCAGGAAGAUCCCAGUCCUGGUGUUCUUUGCUGAAGCCAUCGUCUCUAAAGAUGGAAACAUCCGUUCUGUUGGAGAACGGUAUAACCUGGCCUUCAAGAUUGUGCGCACGGAGAGCCGGCUGGUUCGUGGCUUACUGACCACUCAUGGUUUCCAUGAGAUCCAUCCAAACAGUAAUGACUUCAACCUCAUGUGGACGGGGUCUCACCUCAAGCCUUACCUCCUACGCAGCCUUCAAGACUUCCAGAAGGUCAACCACUUUCCCAGGUCAUAUGAACUCACGCGCAAAGAUCGGCUGUAUAAAAACAUCCAGCGGAUGCAGCAGUCUCACGGCUUUAAAAACUUCCACAUCGUCCCUCAGACCUUUGUGCUUCCCUCAGAGUACCAGGAGUUCUGUAGUUCUUUCGUCAAGGACCAGGGCCCCUGGAUCAUUAAGCCAGUAGCAUCUUCAAGAGGACGAGGGAUCUACCUGGUCAGCAAUCCUACCCAGAUUCCAAUGGACGAGAACAUCUUAGUUUCUCGCUACAUCAAUAACCCAUUACUGAUUGACGACUUCAAGUUUGAUGUGCGGUUGUAUGUGCUGGUGACAUCAUAUGAUCCACUCACUAUCUAUCUCUAUGAGGAGGGCCUGGCCAGGUUUGCCACCGUGAAGUAUGACUGUGGCACAAAGAACAUCAAGAACCAGUUCAUGCAUCUCACCAACUACAGCGUGAACAAGAAGAGCAGUGACUAUGUCAGUUGUGAUGACCCUGAAGUGGAGGAUUAUGGGAACAAAUGGAGCAUGAGUGCAAUGCUGCGGUAUUUGAAGCAGGAGGGAAAAGACACCACAUUGCUGAUGAGUCAGGUGGAGGACCUGGUGAUUAAGGCUGUGUUGAGCGCUGAGCUGCAGAUAGCCACUGCCUGCAAGAUGUUUGUGCCCCACAGGAACAACUGCUUCGAACUGUAUGGCUUUGAUGUACUCAUCGACUCCAACCUCAAACCAUGGCUCCUGGAGGUCAACCUCUCUCCCUCCCUGGCCUGUGAUGCUCCUCUGGAUCUGAAGAUAAAGGCCAGCAUGAUAUCAGACAUGUUUUCUAUUGUGGGCUUUGUUUGUCAGGACCCCCUGCUACGACAACCCCGCUCUGAACGGGUGGCUCUGGACCCGGGCCUGAAGUACCCAGCCCCCAAAGCACAGCGUCCUUUAUCUGCUCAGUCCACCGUUGCACCCUCCAAAGUGCGGCAGAGACCCCUGUCAGCCAACAACACUGACACAGACGGGCCUAAGGAGAAGCCAGGAAGUAAACAGGGGGACAGCACCCUGGGCCUGACUGCUGAGGAGUUGAAAGUCCUGAGGAGGAUAAGAGAGGAGCACGAGAGACGAGGGGGGUUCAUCCGAAUCUUCCCCACCCCAGAGACAUGGGAACUGUAUAGUGGUUAUCUGGAGUAUAAGACAUCGAUGAACUCCAUGUUGGCUAACAGACUUUUCCAGGGAAGAUUGGGGAAAACGGUGGUGACCUCAAGAUCACGGAAGCUGAAUGGUAAUGUGCAGCUGCAGGUGGAUGUGUUCCACGCGUGUCACGUGAUCCAGUACGAGAGGAAGCUGUUGUCGCUGGAGGCGCGGAGGCGGAGGCUGCGCCACCUGGCAGAGCACUCCGCCAUGGGGAGGAAAAGAGCAGCGAGGGGUCGCAAGGCCUCCCCUACUGGGACCAGUGACGAGGAGGAUGUUGAAGAGGGGGAGGAGAGGGUUCAGGAGGAAGAGGAGAAGGAUAAGAAAGCCCUGGGUUCGUUAGUGGUGCAGACUGACAGUGUGCCCACCUCACUGAAGCGGUUCCACAAUGAGGCCCUGUCCUCAGCAGAACCGGCCCGAUGCACCACUGCCAUUACCAAACCCAAAGUCAACCUGCUCCACAUCCUCCAGCAGGGCUGGGACCUCAGUAAGGUCCAGGCUCGGAUGGCCUUCUCCUCCUAUCUCCUUCGGGUGCAGAUGAGGCUACUCGCAGAGAGCAGGACUAUCGCUAACUCCGCCUGGCCAGAGAAGGACAAUGAGCAAAUGGAGCUGGUGAUCCGCUUCCUGAAGCGUGCGGCCAGUAACCUUCAGCAGGACAUGAGGAUGGUCCUGCCCAGUCGCCAGCUCCCCCUCCAGGAUCGCCGACGCAUCCUGUCCCACCAGCUAGGAGAGUUCAUCCACUGCUACAACAAGGAGACACAGCAUAUGGUGAAGAAGGUGGAGAAGAUCAAAGACCAGGAACAUUGUAUCAACCCCAGUGUGUUUCAGGAGUUUAUUGCUGAGGCAAGUGAAAGUGAUCUGGAGGAGGUCCUGACAUUCUACACACAUAAAAACAAAUCAGCCAGUGUCUUUUUGGGAACCAAAUGUCGGAGCACUAAACCUGACAAUAGCAACAGUCUAGGUUCAAGAGAGCCAGCUACCCCAGAGAACCAGAAAACUUUGCCCAUGGCAAAAGAGGGCUCCAGUGCCACUGAGUCCUCAACGUCUGAAGUCAGAAACAGCACAGACCAGGCCAGUGUAGUCCAACCCACUGCUGACCAACCCACCGGAGAGCAACCGGCUGCAGCCCUCAGAAGUAGUAAACAGCCCGAGGUCCAGGCCUCCCAGCACUCCUCCAGCUUUCCAGCUGCCUUAGACUGUGGCCACAUCCACCUGCAGCACUACUCUCACCCCCAGAACCCACCCCAGUCUCUUCCCCUGUACUGCCCCCCACCACCGCCCCCAUCUCAGCCCCCAUCCUACGACCAGUCCCACUUUCGCCUCCACUCCCCUCGCCAGCCAGAAACCCCUCCACAGCCCCAGGCCUCUGUGUUCUCCUCAACCUCGACCCUUGUCCCCCAGCCGCCACGGGUAAUAUGGGCAGCUGCCCGCUCUGGUCCCACCACAGUCUCAGCACCACCAGUCUCCCAGGUCCUAAGGCAGGUCCAGUCCUUUACCUCCACCUCCUCUGCGGCUGCAGCCUCAUCCUCCAUGCCUGGUGCCAUCCACAUCUACAGCCAGAAGAUCUCCAGGCCCAACUCUGCAGGUCAAGCAAUCAGAAGGACGCCCUCCAGCCGGCCCAGACCAGAUCCAAAUGGGGUCUUUAAUAAGGACCUGGACUCACUGCCUGCUCAGGCGCAGUCCAACCAACAAGCCAUAGUCUCAGCCCUGCAGAAACUGGCAGAGAAGCAGGCUGCCCGCCAGUACAACAGCUCCAGCCACAUCAGUCUCCUAACACAACACUUGACCAACCUGAACCUGACUACCAGGGUGCUGAGCAGAGGGGCCAUCACCCUGACCCCAGCAGUGCGGCAUGGUAAUGGGACUGGAGCUGUGACCCAGCGGCCUGUCAGGGCUGUCCACUCUGACACAGGGCCCAUCCACAGCACUACUGGCCCCAGGGCGCCGAGAGAUGAGGAGGGUCUUUGGGAUGGGGAGACCCAGAGUGCCUACAACCUGGUGAGAGGCGUCGGCCCCCAGCAGCGCUACCAGCCCAUCCCAGGCAGCUACCAGCUCCAGUUCGCCAUACAGCAGCUGCAGCAGCAGAAGUUCCAGUCCCGCCAACUGCUUGACCAGAGUCGCACCCGCCACCAGGCCAUGUUGGCUGCUAAGGCCAUGAUGCCACCCUAUCCUGUGAUGGCUCCUUGGCCCCAGGCUCCCACCGGCCCAUCCUCCUCCAGUCUACCAGUGACCCACCCAGGCCGCCAGAACCACAGCCAUGCCUGCGCAGGCCCAGGACACAUCCUCAACCCCAAACCACCCAGCAGUGCCAGGGAGGGCCUGGUCAGGAAGACAGCCACCCAGCGCCUCAGCAAACAGACCUCAUCAGAACGCCCAGCCAAUGGAGCUCUGACGUCCAACUCGCAGCAUGUGGUCAACGAGGCCGUGUGUGGGAAAGCAGGUCUUUCUGGGUACAGCAAACUGUUUCAGGGACAGGGGUCCAAGCUCAGAUGACAGCGAGAUAACCAGAGAAAGGACGGGAGCUAUGGCACACCAUCUUGCCGACAGAGGUGUCUCUGCAUGUGACCACAGGUGCAUGCUGGGUAGGAAACAACUUAAGGAUCCCGCUGCUGUGACUGUAUGUCUGACACACACCAGGCCCUGUUACUGCUUCUAUAUGAAGGAGACAUGCAAGAGGAUAGCCUGCCCUUUCAGGAAUCCCUGGGCCUGACGCAGGUCGGGAUCUGUUGCACAGGCCAAGACUUUCCAGUGGCUUUCUGUAUCCCCCCCACAGCCCCAACUGCAUAACCCUAUCGUAGCAGUUGUCUUCCCUCAUUCUCCCCAUGCUGUCUGUCUGUGUCUAUGCCAUGGAAAGACUUCAGUGACAGAUACCCAGCAACAGCUGGUUCCCACCAGAGGCCCCAUGGGCACUAUCACUGGAGCUCAGAGUAUAGUCUUAGUACAUUAUAGCAAUUACUGUACAGGCAGAGAGAUGUGCUUUAUCACCUCCUUCUGUCUCAUUUUAAAGACAUGUUUGUGGUGUAGGGAAGUUUGGGUACAAGAGAGAAACUGCAAUUGACCAAUAUUUUAGAGAUUGUCUCAAUGAUCUUGUUUUACUGAGAAAUGAGCAAGUAAAGGAAGUGUUGUCUGGUGAGGCAGGCUUGAUGUUGUGCUUGGGAACCAACCAUCCCAUUCUCUCAUGAAUGCAUUUAUCAGAGAGUAUCACAAACAGUUGCCAAUCCAGCUAUGUUUGGUCCUUGUUUAUGUAUACUGAUGGGUUUCCUCUCUCUUUGUGAAGACUUGUUACAUUGGCAAGCAGGACACUUGCAUGAGUUGUAUUGUUGCCUUUACAGUUCUCAUGUUUGCACUCCCUUGUUUGUCUAUACUCUACAGUAACAUUAUAUACCAGACUUUUCCCACUAUGAACUGUAACAAGGUGUACAUCUGUUAUACUGCCAUUCUUUGUGCGCUCUGGCUUAGUAAUGUGCAGUAUACUGUUAGACCUGCACAGUAAUGUUUUUAACGCAAUUGUAUGUUACAAUACCUUGCAAUCAGUCGUUUCGGACUGUAAUGAAAUGACAAUGUUG